UUUCGUGAUUUCUUUGUAACUUGGCAACAAUGUCAUGUAUGACUAACCUAACCUUAUUUCUUACACAGUAGAUAUCAUACCAUAAUAAAACAAUCGAAAUGUUUGAAGACCUUGAUCUUGAUAAUGACGUUUUUAAAGUGCCAUGGGAAAACCCGUGUCCUCCAGAGCCACCCACUAAAAAACUUCCCUCGCCCGGCACCAAACGUCAACCGGUUAAGAGAAGAUUUCCAGGACCGGCCGGAAUAAUUUCGAACGGGCCGCAAUCUCAACCUGCUCUUAAUGAAGUCCCGUGCUCUCAGUCGUCCACGCAGAUAUUUCAAGGGCCGUGGGAACAGAUGUCGAAUGAUUUUCGAUUGCUGAAGGAUCGCGGCGUAUAUCUUCCCGACAAGUUCAAUAUAGCGUGGAUUAAGGCGCAAGUGAAAAACGAUCUGCUGAUAAACGGAAAGGCGCCUUUCUUGGCGGGGAUUAUACACAAAAUGAACGGGGAGGCCUCCGUUAAUAGCGUUGUACUUAAGGAUCCUACAGGGCGAAUACACGCAACCAUAGCGAGUAAUCUGAUUAAGGAUUAUCCAAAGGAUUUGAAAAUUGGAAGUGUUAUAACGCUACGGCAGGUGGGGGUGCUGACGCGUACAUCGAAUUGUUACUUAACGAUAACCUCAAAUAAUUUAGUUUCGAUUUAUACUGGACACGGCGUGAUCAAGCUCCAGAAAUUUACGGAUGAAGACUUUUGCAACGUUGAGAGGAUUAAGACUAAUCAGUUAAGCCCGAAACUGGCAGCUCCAGUCUCAAAUUGGUCACCGGUCCACAAUGCAUCGCUAACUGUAGAAGAUAAGGAAGUGCUAAGUGAUGUGUUCCAAGGACUUGAUGCCGAUACAUUUUUUGAUGAUUUUUAGUUUGACGGAAUACAAUUUUGAAUGCUU
Photinus pyralis (common eastern firefly) is the source of this 920-nucleotide messenger RNA. RefSeq lists its product as uncharacterized. The record is from RefSeq and is a predicted model, not a curated record. The transcript has 4 exons. Bases 99 to 893 code for a protein of 264 amino acids. NCBI's taxonomy places the organism in Eukaryota, Metazoa, Arthropoda, Insecta, Coleoptera, Lampyridae. Gene Ontology annotation, biological process: recombinational repair.